Messenger RNA from Entrophospora sp. SA101, 276 nucleotides. NCBI's taxonomy places the organism in Eukaryota, Fungi, Glomeromycota, Glomeromycetes, Entrophosporales, Entrophosporaceae. The record is from the annotation of a GenBank genome assembly.
AUGGGAAAAAAAUGUAAUUAUAAAACAAAAUUGAUAAAAACUUUUCCUGAUGUACACAAUGAAUGGUUUAAAUCAAAUCAAAAAGAAGUCUGCUCAAUAGUAGAAAAAUGGGUUAAUUUCAUCAAAAAAACUUAUGGGGAUAGUUGCUUCCAGCUUGCAUCUUUCACUGUAUCGGCAAAGGCUGGAGUUGACCUUAAACUGAUUUCAUUAGCUAAGAUUCUAGGAGUUACUCAAGAUUCUAAUGAAAUUCAGAAGAGACAACUUAACAGCGAUUAG